Xylaria bambusicola is the source of this 1064-nucleotide messenger RNA. RefSeq names its product ribosomal protein L1p/L10e family protein. The record is from RefSeq and is a predicted model, not a curated record. Gene Ontology annotation, molecular function: structural constituent of ribosome; RNA binding. Bases 411 to 1064 code for a protein of 217 amino acids. Gene Ontology annotation, cellular component: large ribosomal subunit. Gene Ontology annotation, biological process: translation. The transcript is spliced from 5 exons. Lineage: Eukaryota; Fungi; Ascomycota; Sordariomycetes; Xylariales; Xylariaceae.
CUCACAGCUACUUGACUUUAGCUGCGGGAGGCCAUUUGACACUUUCCACAAAACUGCCAGAUAGGCCUGUCCUUGGGCUUUCAAACGACGAAAUCGCUGGUUAUUCAACUCAAGGCCAUGGAUGGCCUUUCCUCUUUCGAUAUGGCAUUGCGAGGUUCGUAUGUAUGUCUGUGGCUUGGCCGAGUUCUUCCUUGUGGCUCAACUUAUCUCGACAACCCCUCUUCCCUUCUAGCACUAGCGCCUACGAUAAGAGUGGGGCCCACACAAAUAGUUUUGUGGGUGAGUUGGCUCAGUGUAGGUAAAUUCAGUUUCACCACGAACCUGGCUUGGAUAUAUCCUCUCCUCCCCAAAUCAUCAACGAACGCAGCAAUCCACACCAUUAGAGCCGUAUCUAUUGGAAGACUGUCAACAUGUCUAAGAUCACAGUCGCCGGAGUGCGUUCCCAAAUUGAGGAACUCCUCAACUACUCCCUCAACGAGAAGAAGCGAAACUUCCUCGAGACCGUUGAGCUUCAGAUCGGCCUCAAGAACUAUGACCCUCAGCGUGACAAGCGUUUCAGCGGCACCAUCAAGCUGCCCUCGGUCCCCCGGCCCAACAUGAGCAUCUGCAUUCUCGGUGACCAGCACGAUAUUGACCGUGCCAAGCACGGUGGUGUCGAUGCUAUGUCUUCUGAUGACUUGAAGAAGCUCAACAAGAACAAGAAGUUGAUCAAGAAGCUUGCCCGCAAGUACGAUGCAUUCGUCGCAUCUGAGGCCCUGAUCAAGCAGAUUCCCCGUCUCCUCGGUCCCGGUCUGUCCAAGGCUGGCAAGUUCCCUACACCAGUCUCUCACGCCGAUGACCUCACUGGCAAGCUUAACGAGGUCAAGUCCACCAUCAAGUUCCAGCUCAAGAAGGUGCUUUGCAUGGGUGUCGCUGUCGGCAAUGUCGGUAUGACUCAGGACGAGCUGGUCGCCAACAUUAUGUUGGCCAUCAACUACCUUGUCUCUCUUCUGAAGAAGGGCUGGCAGAACGUUGGUAGCCUUACUAUCAAGGCUACCAUGUCGCCUCCCCGACGUCUCUACUAA